This is a messenger RNA of Nelumbo nucifera (sacred lotus), 3668 nucleotides long. RefSeq names its product putative disease resistance protein RGA3. Gene Ontology annotation, molecular function: ADP binding. NCBI's taxonomy places the organism in Eukaryota, Viridiplantae, Streptophyta, Magnoliopsida, Proteales, Nelumbonaceae. The record is from RefSeq and is a predicted model, not a curated record.
AACUGACUUCCCAUCUUCUUUCCUCAUUCUCCAACGAGAAAUUGAGCACCUAUAGAGAAGACAGGGAAAGCACAAACUCGUUAUUGUUUUUCCUGAAAUCCCGGUUACAGAGUAAUUUUUUCCUAUAGUGGACGAGGAGAUACUUUACACAAAUAAGGGAUCGAUUUUCUGAGGAGGAAACAUGGUGGAAGGAAGCAGAGAAGAUAUAAUUGUAUCUCUCCGGCUUGCAUCUCUGCUGGAGAGAUUAAACUCUCCUCUUCUGAGAGAGUUCGGAUUUGUGUGGGGUAUUGAGGACGAGUUGGCUGAGCUCUGUGAUGCAUUUGAGAGUAUUCAAACAAUGCUGGAUUUUGCAGAGAAUGCUCAAAGAAGGAAUCACGUAGUGAAACGCUGGCUCAAAAAACUAAGAAAUAUGGCUUACGACCUGGACAACGAGCUGGACGAGUUCAUCUAUGAAGCAAUCAGAGAGAAAAAUCAGGCAGGUCAAAGUAGAAGGAAGAGAAAGGAAACACACUAAUUUUCAUUCGAUUUCAAUCAAAACCAAAUUUUACAUCAGCAUGAAAUCGCACCCCGUCUAAAUAAAUUUCAGAAGAAGAUAGAUGAGAUCAGAGUAGAAUUGAACCUUACUCCUUGAAAGGUUCAGAAAUAAAGCUGCAAUACCAUUUAACCGAGGAACCAAGGACUAGUUCCUUAAUGGACCAAUCUCUUAUUCUUAAUAGAAAUGAAGAUCUGGAUGCUGUGAAAACCCAGCUGUUGUCUAAUACUCAUCAAACCAACAAUCGAAAAAAUGCUCCUGUUGUUGCCAUAGUGGGUAUGGGUGGGCUUGGCAAGACAACACUCGCUCAGCUUCUUUACAACGAUUCAAAUGUGAAGGACUACUUUCCAACAAGAGCAUGGGUUUGUGUGUCCAACGAUUUUAACGUAGAGAGAUUAAGCAAAGAAAUUUUAGAAUCAACAUCUGGGUCUGCUUGUAAGCUUGAGAAUCUUGAUCAAAUUCAACGUAAACUUGAAGAAAGGUUGGGAGGGAAUAGAUUUCUACUUGUCUUAGAUGAUGUUUGGAGCGAGAAGCCACGAGAUUGGGAGGCCCUAAGAGUUCCAUUCAGAAUUGCAGAGAAAGGGAGCAGGAUUAUCGUGACCACUCGGAGUCGUAAAACUGUUUCAUCCAUCAGAGACACUAUUUAUGCUCAUGAUCUGCAAAUUUUAUCUAAUGAAAGCUGUUGGGAACUGAUAAAAAGGCGUGCAUUUGCGGAAGAAACAAUGCUUUCUGUCGAACCUGGCCUAGAAGCAAUUGGGAGGGAAGUUGCAAAGAAGUGCAAAGGGUUACCUCUGGCAGCAAGUACAAUCGGAAGCCUUCUGUAUUCAUCUAAGCCAGAUGUGGAAGAGUGGGAGAAUAUAUUGCAGAGCGACAUGUGGAAUUCAGAAGGAGAUGAUGAAUUGCCAGCUUCUCUUAGCUUGAGCUACCAUUAUCUCCCACUCCAUCUUAAGCACUGCUUCGCGUAUUGUUCUCUAUUCCCCAAAGAUCAUGAAUUUGAUAAAAAACAUCUGGUUCAAAUGUGGAUUGCAGAAGGCUUUGUUCUACCUGCUAAACAGGACAAAAGAUUAUUGGGAGCCGUGGGUGGUCAGUAUUUUGAUGAUUUAUGCCAUCGAUCUUUCUUUCAAUACAUUAAUGGAAAGUUUGUGAUGCAUGAUCUUAUACAUGAUUUAGCAGGAUUAGUCUCAGGAGAAAUAUACUGUAGAAUUGGCAGUUCUGGCAAGUACUCGUUUGAAAUCUCUAAAAAUACUCGUCAUUUGUCAUUGCCAAACGAUGAAGAGCAUCUGAGGAAUGUGGAAUCCGCCCAUGAAUCUAAAUGUCUAUCCACGUUGAUGGUUGGGAUUAUUGAGAGUGCUGGUUGGACUGAUAAAGAGAAUAUAGAUGAUAUCUUAAAUUCCAUGCUCCCCAAGAAGGCCCCUGUAGGUCUAUGGGAAAACCUGAGAUGCUUACGCGUGUUAAGCCUGAGUGGUGCAGGGAUAAAUGAAAUACCCGAAUCGAUUGGCAAUUUGAAACAUCUGCGCUACAUUAACCUUUCGUCGUUUUGGGUUACAGAAUUACCCGAGUCAAUAUGUAAGCUCUACCAUUUGGAAAUAUUGAUACAGGAUGAUUGCUUAAUGAAAAUGGCCCGCUUGCCACAAGGAAUCGGAAGAUUGAGUUGUCUCAAGACAAUGCCUCAUUUUCCGGUGGCCAAAGACGGUGGCGGUGCAGGGUUAGGAGAAUUGAAGGGGUUACAGUGCCUUGAGGGAGCCCUCUGCAUCCAUGGAUUACAUAAUGUGUCAAAUGUUGCGGAGGCUACGGAAGUUAAUUUGAGGGAUAGGUCAAGAAUCCACGAGUUGGAGCUUUGCUUUGGUGAUGGACCUGACCUUUUCUUGGAGCUUUUUGAUAAAGCUCAGGCCCGUGAUGUUCAGAGUGACAAGGGAAUGGAUGCUGAGGUGCUUGAAGCCUUGCAGCCUCACACAGAGCUGAGGCGUCUCGAGAUAGACCGUUAUUGCGGUGACAAUUUCCCCCCGUGGAUGAUGAACGGCCUGUCGCGUUACAGGAAGCUGGUUUCUGUGCGUCUCGGGAGUUGCUACAAGUGCCGCUCUCUUCCACCUCUUGGCCAGCUGCCUUUACUAGAAUCCCUCACUCUUGAGUGGAUAGUUGAAGUGGAGGAAUGGCCUGGAGCAGAGAGCGGUGAAUUUCUUUGCCUCCAAAGGUUAAAAAUUAUUAAUUGUCAGAAGCUCAGGCAACUUCACCCAGCUCUUGGAUCGAUUCCUAAACUAAGUUUACUGAAGAUAAGCGGUUGUCCUGGUCUUACUUCCUUGCCCAACCCGGGACUGAUCAACCUCACCUCUCUCAAGGAUUUAACCAUUACAGAUUGCUCUGAUACAUUGAAACGACAGCUUCUGGAUGAGGGUUUUCCGCUCUGUCUUACACACCUUGAAAUUGACAGUGAGGUAUUGAUGGCCCUACCCAGUAGGGGCCUACGAGACCUAUCCUGCCUGGAGGAAUUGGAACUCAGAGAACCAACACAGGAUUCAGGUGAAGAUAUCUCAGAUUUCGGCUAUGAUCUUUCUGAUGUAUGGGGAGUUCAAGAUAUCUCGGAUUUCGGCUAUAAUCUUGGGGAUGAAUGGGGAGUCAUCGAACCAACGGAGGAUUCUCGGGAUCUUGAGGAAGGUAAUCCUACUAAAAAGUUUUUGCCAAAGCUGCCCACCAACCUUCGCCGUUUUCUGGUUAACAACGAAGACUGCACACACUAUCUUCAUAGUCAAGAGCGCAGAGAAGAAGAGGAAAUUAAGUCCCCAAAGAUUUCAUGAGUCGCUGUUUUCUGCUUUAUGCCUCUAUCUAUGUGGUGCUACUGUUUUCACUUCAACUUCUUAAUAGAUCUUUGGUGGUAGAACUCUGAAUAAGGAAACAAAAGUUGAUCAUUGGCCAGUUUAGAUGAUAGGAUGAGGUCAUAGGGAAGAAGUUGCAUGCAGAUCUUGCAAAGAGUUUAUGUUGUCAAGAUCAAAAUCAAAGUCUGAAUUUGGCAACCUUGCGUUUGCAUUUGCUACAGACUACAACAGACCUCAUCUCUGGCUUCAAAUUCUGUUCAUGUUUGUGCUUGGUUUGGUAGAUAAAAUAAGAGAGAAAUAGAAAGCUGUGCUUCAAAUUCUUCUAA